UACAAAUGGCUUGUAAUAACAAUACUAAACUGACCAUAAUAUUCGCUUCUGGUUGUUUCUUAGUAGUUCUAGUGACCUGCUGUGUCAUAUUACCCAUGUUCUACAACCAAAUGUCGGUUCUCAAAAUGGAACAGAGAGAAAUAGUGGAAGGAAUGUUGGAUUCACUAGUUUACAAACAAAAGAUCGUGGAGCAAAUGGAGGUCGAAAUGAUUCGGUUGAAAGAAAUUAAAGACAAGGCCCUAAAAUCAGGGAAGAAAUUGCGUUCGAAUAGACAGAAAAGAGCAUCGAGAAAUAAGAAUAACCAUGGUGACUUCACAAAAGAUAUCUCAAAUAUAGACACUUCAGAAAGAGCAAAGAGAAAUGCCCCGAUCGAUGAUAAUAUACGCGACGACGAGAUGAUGAUGCUGAUGGAUGAGCCCGUUAUGCCUCCAGCCCCACACGAGGUUAAUAUGCAUAUGCCUAUGGCGCCGGAUCACCACUUAGGGUCUGAAAGGAUGGAUGAUUCAUUGUCCAAAUACGAAGGAAGAAGGGCAGGUGGUAGUAAUGGCGUGGGUAGGGGCAAAAGAACCUAUUAUCAAGAAGCUACGGAUACCCAUGGCAGUUCGGAGAUAGAAGCCGGGAGAGACGAUAGUAGGUUCGAACAAUUGUUGAGGGAACUCGAGAAGACUGGAGGCAUCGUAGAGAUAGAUUGCGGUUGUCCCAAUGGUAAUCCUGGAACACCAGGACCUCAAGGUCCUUCAGGAAAACCGGGAAUUCCUGGAAUUCAAGGGGUUGAUGGCACUCCCGGAAGGCCCGCGAUUGAUGGAAAUCCCGGGGCACCAGGCGAAAACGGAAAACCUGGUCCAGCUGGAAAUCCGGGAAGAAAUGGGAACGAUGGUAGAGACGGAACCCCGGGCCAGCCCGGACGAGCUGGACCGGAAGGUAGCAAUGGAAGAGAUGGUCAACCAGGAAGAGACGGACAAAAUGGUUUACCAGGGAAAGAUGGCGAACCAGGUAGAGAAGGGGAACCUGGUGUUUCAGGAGAAAAUGGAAAGGAUGGCAACGAUGGUUUACUGGGUAAGCCAGGAGCUGAUGGCAUACCAGGUAUAAGGGGUCAACCUGGUCCUAAGGGGCCAGACGGCAGACCAGGGCCACCUGGGCGAGAUGGAGCCCAUGGAAAAGACGGAUUGCCAGGAAAACGAGGUCGGGAUGGUGCUCACGGAAUUGACAAUAGACUACCCGGACCAGACGGGGAUGCAGGUACACCGGGUAGAGACGGCCCACCUGGGCUAAGCGGAUCAGAUGGAAAACCUGGUCAGGAUGGUAAUCCGGGUCGGGAUGGUCAUCAUGGCUUGCCCGGCAAAGACGGAGAACCCGGCUUAGCGGGUGUCGAUAGUCUACCAGGAAAGGAUGGUAACCCAGGAACACCUGGAAUCGAUGGUAGGCCCGGAGCUCCCGGCAUAGACGGAAAACCUGGCCAGCCUGGCAAUAGGGGGGUUCCUGGAGAGCCUGGAAACCCAGGAAAAGAUGGUUUACCUGGCAGUCCUGGAAGAGAUGCUCAUCAUGGCCUUGACGGAAAGCCCGGACCAGAUGGGAGACCUGGCGAUGAUGGACAACCCGGCUUAGACGGUGAAGCCGGACGAGAUGGUCGGGAUGGCAAGCCAGGUGACAGAGGGCGAGAUGGUCUUUCAGGAGUGGAUGGAAAAUCGGGAAACGACGGCAGACCCGGUUCAGCUGGUGUUAACGGUCCGAAAGGAGCUAAGGGAUUAUCCGGUCAGCCGGGGCAGGAUGGAUCACCAGGUCAACCAGGACCAGAUGGUCUGACUGGCCCACCUGGGGAGAACGGACCUAUUGGAAGCUUACCAGGAAAUUCGGGUAGGGCUGGAAAUGACGGAAGACCGGGUACCCCAGGAAUAUCUGGAAGCCCCGGAAUAAGAGGAAGUUCUGGGGUUCCAGGUAAACCAGGAAGGGCAGGUGAGAAAGGAGAUAGCGGACAGAGUGGACGAGACGGUGAAUUGGGAGUGCCUGGCUUACCCGGCAAAGAUGGCCCUCCUGGAGGCCCAGGAGUUCCGGGAAAGUGCCUUAACGAGUGCGUCAACGAUAACCGAAAAAUCACGGUAUGCGGUGGCUCCUUGUACGUACAUUGGGGUAAGAAAUCAUGUUCUGAUGACACAGAUACAGGCGCUAAGUCUCAACUUGUUUACAGUGGAUAUGUGGCUGGAGGUCAUUAUGCUGACUCGUAUCCAGGUGGAGGUCACAACUACCUGUGUUUACCUGAAAAUCCGAAUUUCGAAAAUUUCGUAGAUGGAUUUUCGACAGGAACUAAUGGCGAAGGAGCUUCCAAGAUAUACGGGGCAGAAUAUAGAGUAUAUGACGAUGCCAGCCCAUUUUUGGUCUAUCAGGGCUCGCUCAAACAAAAACAGGCCGUGUGUUCUGUUUGCUAUACCAGUAACGCUUGCAACCAUGUAGUUAUUCCUGGAUUCACUGAAUGUCCUACAGGCUUCGUCAAGGAAUAUCAAGGUUACAUUAUGGCUCUUAACAACAAAUACUGCCGUUCUCAGUACAUUUGCGUGGAUCAAUCUCCUGAUUUCCACACUGAAGGUGAUAGCACGGGUGACGGUAGCGCGCUUUAUGUCGUAGAAUCCAAAUGUGGAGCUUUGCCUUGUAACACUUAUUCAGACGGAGCGGAGAUAUCGUGCAUUGUUUGCGCCAAAUCAUACGCCUAUUAAUUGCCCCCCCCCCAAACAUAAAAUAUACUACCCAAAAAGUAGGAACACCCUUCCCUUUUUAAACAAAAAAAUAUAUACCCAUAUAUAAAUAUCAUAGUACAUAUACAUAUAAAAAUAUUUAGUUCAAUGCACCACAAAU
Messenger RNA from Gordionus sp. m RMFG-2023, 2847 nucleotides. RefSeq names its product collagen alpha-1(IV) chain-like. The record is from RefSeq and is a predicted model, not a curated record. Lineage: Eukaryota; Metazoa; Nematomorpha; Gordioida; Chordodea; Parachordodidae. The coding region runs from base 6 to 2708 and encodes 900 amino acids. The transcript has 11 exons.